UCAAAGCUUUUUCGAGUAGCAGCAGUAAUGCACAGAUGUUUCCUGUGUGUGGUUUUAUUUGAGGAAAGUGGGCGCUGCCACUGACGCACAAACACAAACCUUAUGGGUGUACGACAACGAUCGAGACCUUAGAUGUUGUUUCUGUGACGGAAACUUCAGCAGCCAAACAGUCGUUAGUCUGAAGAGUCUGUGGUGACCUGAUUCUCUCCAGAAGGAUCAGUGGACUGAGCCUCGUGCUCCGGGUGCACGUUUGUGUUUCAGUCAUUCAAACAAUUUGAUGAACUUUGGAUAAACGUGGUUGUUACUGCUCUGAUCAUCUGCACAGAUAGAAAGACCUCAAACCUCUGGACGUGGACACACAGUGAAAUAUGCAUCAUGUGGACGUCUCUUGACUUUGUGGACUUUGGAAUAGCGGUGCUGUCCCGUGGAGACAUGGCGGCGCUGAGGUGGGAGGUUCCCAUGUUGCUGGCGGUCGUCCUGCUGGUUUCCUGUGACGCUGCGUCCAGCGACAUCCUUUAUCGAGUUUCUGAGGAGCAGCCGCCCAACACGCUGAUCGGCAGCUUGGCGUCAGACCGCGGCCUCCCCGACGUCGGCCACCUCUACAAGCUGGAGGUCGGCACGCCCUAUCUGCGGGUGGAAGGAAAGACCGGCGACAUCUACACCACGGAGAUCCCCAUCGACCGAGAGACGCUGCAUGACUGCCGCAACCUGUUUGAGGGCGACAAGUGUUUCCUGGAGUUCGAGGUGUCGAUCACCGACAUGGUGAAGGGCCUCGGCAUGGGGCCACGGCUGAUCGAAGGCCGCAUCGAGGUGCUGGACAUCAACGACAACACGCCGCAGUUCUCCUCGCCCAUCCUCUCCCUCUCCAUCCCCGAGAACACGCACAUCGGCGCCCUCUUCGCCAUCCCCAUGGCCAGCGACAGGGACUCAGGCGCCAACGGCGUGGGCGAGUACACGCUGACCACCGGGCCCGACGCCGACCAGCUCUUCGCCCUGCAGGUCGCCGUGGACUCGGACGAGAAGCUGCCGCAGCUGGUGGUCAUGGGCGUCCUGGAUCGUGAGAAGAAGGACUCGUACGACCUGAACAUCCGGGUGGUGGACGGGGGGAAGCCGGCGAGGGCGAGCAGCGCCCUGCUGCGGGUCACCGUCACCGACCAGAACGACAACGUGCCCAAGUUUGAGAGGAGUCACUACGAGGCCGAGCUCCCGGAGAACAGCCUGCUGGGUCACUCGGUGCUGCAGGUCAGAGCCAAUGAUGCAGACACCGGCCUCAACGGAGAUAUCGACUACAGCCUCCAUCAGGCGUCAGAGACCGUUCAGAGGCUUCUGCGCAUCGACCGCUCCACUGGAAUCAUAUACGUCAAAGGCCUAGUGGACCGCGAGGACGAGAGUUUCCUCAAGUUCUUUGUGGGUGCGAGAGAUCGUGGGCCCAACUCCAAGUACUCCAAGGUCCUGGUGACCAUCAACGUCAGGGAUCACAAUGACAACGCACCAGCGAUCGAGAUCCGUGGCAUUGGCUUGGUGACGCAUCAAGACGGUGUGGCCAACAUCUCUGAGGACAUGCCCAUCGGCACCCCGGUGGCGUUGGUCCAGGUGUCAGACCGUGACGAGGGGGAGAAUGCUGUGGUUACUUGUGUAGUUGCCGGUGACGUCCCAUUCCAGCUCCGACCUGCAAGUGAGUCCGCCAACGAUCGGAAGAGGAAGUACUUCCUGCAGACAACUACCCCGCUGGAUUAUGAGCGUGUAAAGGAAUACAGAAUUGAAAUUGUCGCUGUGGAUUCUGGGAACCCCGCCCUGUCCAGCACCAACUCCCUCAAAGUCCAGGUCACUGACGUGAACGACAACACGCCCAACUUUUCCCCUGCGAUGCUCGAGGUGGACUUUCCGGAGGGAAAUCAACCAGGUGAUAAAGUUCUGGAUGUCGUGGCAACGGACGCAGACAGUGGCACCAACGCAGAACUGGCCUAUAGCAUCAUCGAGCACUCAGCCACCAGGCUCUUUGAGAUCGACUCCGACACAGGGGAGCUGCGUGUGAGGAACCUGUUGGAUCGGGAGGAUACCGAGCGCUAUGAGUUCCGUGUGGCAGCCGCCGACAAGGGGGUUCCAAGCAAAACUGGCACUGCUACGGUGGUGAUUAAUGUCCUGGACCGCAACGACAACGACCCCAAAUUCAUGCUGAGCGGCUACAGCUUCUCCGUCAUCGAGAACAUGGCUCCGCUCAACCCUGUCGGCGUGGUGACCGUCACUGAUGCUGAUAAAGGUAAAAACGCCCGAGUCAGGCUGUUUGUGGAACCGGACAACGGGAAGUUUGUCAUCCAGAAUGGCACCGGAACCAUCCUGUCCAGCAUCUCUUUUGACCGCGAGAAGGAGAGCACCUACACCUUCCGUCUGAGAGCCGUGGAUGGAGGUGACCCUCCUCGAUCUUCUUACGUAGGAGUUACCAUCAAUGUCCUGGAUGAGAACGAUAACGCCCCCUAUGUCACCAAACCGGCCAACUCUACCUACACUUACUUGACACCUGUCACUCAACCGGAGACCCUGGUGGAGGUGGUAGAGGCUGAGGAUAUUGACUCUGGACCCAAUGCUGAGCUGGUCUACACCAUCACAGGCGGAAACCCGUUUGACCUGUUCUACAUCUCGCCCAGCAGCGGGGAGAUCACACUGGCGCAGGAAUUCACUGGAAAGCACAAUGGGCUGCACCGACUUGUCGUGAAGGUCAGUGACAAAGGGAAACCUCCACGCCACACCACGGCCCUGGUCCACGUGUAUGUCAACGACACCAAGUCCAAUGUGUCCGUCAUCGAGGCGCUGGUCGGACACAGCCUCUACACCCCUCUGGACAGGGACAUCGCUGGAGAUCCCAACUACGCCCUUGCUCAGCGCAGCAACAUCUUGUACGGCAGCCUGGCAGGGAUCGCCGGUGUGAUCAUGGUCAUUGUAGCCGUGGUGGUUAUUAGACACCGGCUGCAGAAGGACACAAAGAGCGGCUAUCAGGCCGGCAAGAAGGAAAGCAAGGACCUGUACGCUCCGAAGCAGGGACCCAAAAAUGGCAAGGGGAAAAAGAGCAAAAAGGGUCGAGCUCCAAAACCUGCCAAGCCCCUGGAGGAGGAGGAGGAGGCCAGUCUGCAGAAAGGCCUCAAGUUCAACCUCAUUAACGAGAGUGUCACCGACAGUCCCAGAAUCCACCUGCCCCUGAACUACCCACCAGGAAGCCCCGAUCUGGGGCGACACUAUCGCUCCAAUUCCCCCCUCCCCUCCAUCCAACUGCAGCCACAGUCGCCUUCAGCCUCCAAGAAGCACCAGGCGGUUCAGGACCUCCCCGCCACCAACACCUUUGUGGGAACAGGGGACAACAACUCCACAGGCUCCGACCAAUAUUCGGAUUACAGCUACAAGGCCAACCCGCCCAAAUACAGCAGCAAACAGCCCCCCCACCGCCGAGUGACCUUCUCCACGGCCAACCAGGCCCAGGACCUGCAGGACGCGUCCCAGCACAGCUACUACGACAGCGGCCUGGAGGAGUCGGAGACGCCCAGCUCCAAGUCGUCCUCGGGGCCCCGCUCCGGGCCCCUGGCGCUGCCGGAGGACCACUUCGAACGCACCACCCCCGACGGCAGCAUCGGCGAGAUGGAGCACCCGGAGAACGACCUCAGGCCCCUCCCCGACGUGGCGAUGACCGGUAACUGCACCCACGAGUGCACCGAGUUCGGCCACUCCGACUCCUGCUGGAUGCCCGGUCAGCUGUCCCCCACCCGCAAGGUGUCACAGAACGCCCCCCCGCUCUCCACCUUCGUGCCUUACCAGGAGAUGGACGGGCAGGAGCAGCUGAUGGCCAACGGCAGCCCCAAGCCCCUGAUGACGGAGGAGCGCGGGAUGGGCGGUGGCGGCGGCGGCGGUUCCAAAGUGGCCAACAUGCGCUUCAUGACCCCGUACAGCAGUGCCUACCCCGGGGGCGGAGACUCGUCUGGGAAAGACUGUGGGCUGGAGGAGAUCCCGCUGAGCCAGGCGGUGGAGUUCCACUCGGCGACCACGCCCACCGGCCAGACCGCCAAGAGGGAGAUCUACCUGUGA
Molecule: messenger RNA, 4071 nt
Organism: Pleuronectes platessa (European plaice)
Lineage: Eukaryota; Metazoa; Chordata; Actinopteri; Pleuronectiformes; Pleuronectidae
Product: protocadherin-1
Exons: 5
Coding region: 376-4071 (1231 amino acids)
Biological process (GO): homophilic cell-cell adhesion
Cellular component (GO): plasma membrane
Molecular function (GO): calcium ion binding
Source: RefSeq, a predicted model, not a curated record